This is a messenger RNA of Aspergillus alliaceus, 1002 nucleotides long. RefSeq lists its product as uncharacterized. NCBI's taxonomy places the organism in Eukaryota, Fungi, Ascomycota, Eurotiomycetes, Eurotiales, Aspergillaceae. The record is from RefSeq and is a predicted model, not a curated record. The transcript has 2 exons. The coding region runs from base 159 to 947 and encodes 262 amino acids.
UUAUGGUCUCUCACUACCCUUUGAUUAGCUUCCAAAAUUGAAAAAUCCUGACGGACAGCCCAACCCCACUCCUCUAUCGGGGGCCCUUGUACUCCAUAUAUCAUCUUACAUCGACUUGGCCCUCUCAAUAGAAGGGGGAAAAAGAACCCAAAAUCCCCAUGAAUCGCCCUCCUCGGCUGUCUUUUCUCUUCCUUUUCUCCUUAGUCCUACCGGUAGUAUACAGCGAGUCAACCUGCUACUGGCCUGAUGGUACACCCGCAACCGCCGACGUCCCCUGCUCGGACGAGAAAUACGCCCCCUGCUGUCGCGCCGGGAACCUCUGCCUAUCGAAUAACCUCUGUCUGAACGUCGCCAUCCAACCAUACGUUUUGUCUCGAGGAGCUUGUACAGAUCCAAACUGGAAUUCAGAUAAUUGUCCGCAGUUCUGCACAAAUGUCUCCCGCGGCUCUGGCUCCUCUCUCUUCCCGCUGGGUCUAAAUAGCAACGGUCUAGCUGAAUACUGCUGCAAUGAGCCCAUACUUAACGGGUCCAAAAUUGGCUGUGCCGCUUCCUCUGGGAGCUCCUUCUUCGUGCCGGAUGGGUCCCUCGUAGCGGGGUAUGCGGCGCUGGCGAAUAUCUCGUCGUUGAGCGCGUCGAAUAGCACAUCAGGUAAUAGUGCGCCAGGUAAUGGGACGUCAUCCUCAAGCCCCAGCUCGAGGGAUGCGGCUAUUGGCGCGGGGGUGGGUGUGCCCUUGGGUGUUAUUGCUAUCGGGGCUGUCGCUUGGGCGCUUUAUGAGAGGAGGUCUAGGAGGGAGAGUCUUGCUGCUGCGGCUAGAUUUGAGAAUGAUGGUGGUGUUGGCGGGAUUCCGGUGUAUGGGAUGCAGCAGCAUGAGAUGGAGCAGUGGAAGAACCCUUCUAGUCCCGUGGAGUUGACUACGUCGAGUAGGACACAUGAAUUGCCGUCCUGAUGUAUAUGUGGGGAUUUGUUUGAAGGGAAUGCUUGAUGUCCAAUCGUGAAUGGCC